AUGCGCCGCUUCUCCACGCGAACCUUGCUUCGAGCAAAGCCACCGCUUCUCUCUGCCAGAUCUCCCCACCCCCUCAUCUCUAUCUCCGCUCGCUCAUCUCCGACUCCAAGAUCGAUCGCUCGUUUGAGUCCACGUUCUCUCCUUCACCAGAAUUCGAAGCGAUACUGCUCCUACCGCAGAAUGUGCCACGCCCGACGUGAAGAGCUCUCAGGCUCGACCAACGUUCAAGGUCGUGAGGUCUUACCCACCAACGUGAAGCCGGUUCAUUAUGAUUUGACUCUCGAGCCUAACUUUGAGAAAUUCACCUAUGAUGGAACUGUUGUGAUUGAUCUCCAAGUCAAGGAAGACACCGAUUUCAUCUCCCUCAACUCCAACCAAAUCGAUAUUCACAGCGCAACCGUACUGUCCAAGGACACAGUGGUAGAAUCUAAGCCUGAAAUAUCUAUCAAUGAGGAAACUCAGGUUGCAACUGUCAGCUUCAAGCAGACUCUUGUAGCGGGGUCAGAUGCUCAACUGAAGCUGACCUUCACCGGUAUUUUGAACGAUAACAUGGCUGGCUUCUACCGUUCCUCUUACAAGACCAAUGGCGAGACCAAGUACAUUGCAUCGACUCAGAUGGAGCCUACCGAUGCUCGUCGGGCAUUCCCUUGCUUUGACGAGCCCGCCCUAAAGGCCAAGUUCACCGUCACUCUCGUUGCCGACAAGAGCAUGACCUGCCUGAGCAACAUGGACGUCGCUUCCGAGACUGAUGUUCAAGGCGGAGCUAAGAAGGCUGUCAAGUUCAACACAUCCCCGCUCAUGUCAACCUACCUGAUUGCCUUUAUCGUCGGUCACCUCAACCACAUCGAGACCAAGAAUUUCCGCGUGCCCAUCCGUGUCUAUGCUACACCAGACCAAGAUAUUGAGCACGGCCGUUUCUCCCUUGAAUUGGCUGCCAAGACCUUGGCUUUCUAUGAAAAGGCCUUUGACAGCGACUUUCCGCUGCCGAAGAUGGAUAUGGUGGCCGUGCCCGAUUUUAGCGCCGGAGCCAUGGAGAACUGGGGCCUGAUUACCUACCGCAUUGUCGAUGUGCUGUUAGACGAGAAGACCAGCGGUGCUUCGCGCAAGGAACGUAUUGCCGAGACUGUACAACACGAGUUGGCUCACCAGUGGUUCGGUAACCUGGUGACCAUGGACUUCUGGGACGGCCUGUGGCUCAACGAGGGUUUCGCGACUUGGAUGUCCUGGUACUCUUGCAAUGUCUUCUACCCGGAGUGGAAGGUGUGGCAGACCUAUGUCAUCGACAACCUUCAGAGCGCUUUGUCGCUUGAUUCGCUCCGUAGCAGUCACCCGAUCGAGGUCCCCGUGAAGCGUGCCGAUGAGAUCAACCAGAUCUUCGAUGCCAUCUCCUACUCUAAGGGCUCAUCUGUUCUGCGUAUGAUUUCAAAGUACCUGGGAGAAGAUGUGUUCCUGCAGGGUGUUCGCAACUACAUUAAGAAGCACGCCUACGGAAACACCGAGACCGGUGACCUGUGGUCUGCUCUCGCUGAUGCCAGCGGUAAGCCUGUUCAGUCGGUCAUGGAUAUCUGGACGAAGAACAUCGGUUUCCCCGUCGUCAGUGUGACUGAGAAUGCGGCGUCAUCCUCAAUCAGCUUGAAGCAGAACCGCUUCUUGCGUACCGGCGAUGUCCGUCCCGAGGAGGAUCAGGUUCUCUACCCCUGCACUCUAGCUUUGCGCACCAAGAAUGGCGUUGAUGAGAACACCAUGCUGACAGACCGCGAGCACGAGUUCAAGGUUCCUGACCUUGACUUCUUCAAGCUCAACGCUGAUCACUCCGGUAUUUACCGUACCAACUACACCCCGGAGCGCUUGACCAAGCUGGGCAAGGCUGCCCGUGACGGCCUGCUCACUGUUGAGGACCGUGCUGGUAUGAUCGCGGAUUCGGGUGCCCUGGCCGCUUCAGGCUACCAGAAGACCUCAGGCCUGCUGUCACUUCUCCAAAGCUUCGACACCGAGUCAGAGUUUGUUGUAUGGAACGAGAUUCUCGCCCGCAUCGGAACCCUGCGCGGCGCUUGGAUCUUCGAAGACAGCAAGACCCAGGCUUCCCUCAAGGCCUUCCAGCGCUCGCUAGUCUCAGCCAAGGCCCACGAGCUUGGCUGGGAGUUCUCCGACAAGGACGACCACGUCCUGCAGCAGUUCAAGGCCCUGAUGUUCGGCUCGGCCGGUAUGGCCGAGGACCCCGUCGUCCUCAAGGCCGCACAGGACAUGUUUGCCAAAUUCGCUGCAGGCGACCACUCCGCCAUCCACCCCAACAUCCGCGGCAGCGUCUUCACCCUUGUUCUGAAGCACGGCGGUGCUAAGGAGUACGAUAUCAUCCUAGACCGCUUCCGCCACGGCUCCACUUCCGACGAGAAGCUCACCGCGCUCCGCUGUCUUGGUACCGCCGAAGACCCGGCUCUCAUCAAGCGCACCCUUGACUUGGCUAUGGGUGAUGAGGUCAAGAACCAGGAUAUAUACAUGCCCCUCGGCGGUCUUCGCAACCACGCUGCAGGCAUCGAGGCCCGCUGGACCUGGCUGAAGACAAACUGGGACACCGUCUUCGAGCGUCUCCCUCCGUCCCUCGGCAUGCUGGGCACAGUCGUCCAGCUCUCCACUGCAGCCUUCUGCACUGAGGCCCAGCUGAAGGAUGUACAAGACUUCUUCGCCGCAAAGGAUACAAAGGGCUUCGACCGUGCCGUUGAGCAGAGCCUCGACGCCAUCCGUGCUAAGGUCAAUUGGCUGAAGCGUGAUCGUGAGGAUGUCGAGACCUGGCUUGGUCAGAACCAGAGCAAGCUAUGA
This is a messenger RNA of Penicillium taxi, 2817 nucleotides long. Its product is annotated as M1 family metallopeptidase. Gene Ontology annotation, biological process: proteolysis; peptide catabolic process. Gene Ontology annotation, molecular function: zinc ion binding; peptide binding; metalloaminopeptidase activity. The transcript has 2 exons. Bases 1 to 2817 code for a protein of 938 amino acids. The record is from RefSeq and is a predicted model, not a curated record. Gene Ontology annotation, cellular component: cytoplasm. NCBI's taxonomy places the organism in Eukaryota, Fungi, Ascomycota, Eurotiomycetes, Eurotiales, Aspergillaceae.